AUGAGAGCCUUAGAAUUUAUUAGAGAGCCGGUAAAAACAUCAGUAGCAAGAUGCUUUUACCGCCAAAAUGUUAUUACCGAAGACCAACUGAAACAAAUAUUGACAGGAAGAAAUAUGAACGAAGCAAUGGACAUUUUUCAGGAACCAGCAACAAAAGAACAACCAAUCGGAGGUAAUCCAGAAGGAUCUCAAAAAACACCAGCAACACAUUAA
Mucor mucedo is the source of this 213-nucleotide messenger RNA. RefSeq lists its product as uncharacterized. The record is from RefSeq and is a predicted model, not a curated record. The coding region runs from base 1 to 213 and encodes 70 amino acids. NCBI's taxonomy places the organism in Eukaryota, Fungi, Mucoromycota, Mucoromycetes, Mucorales, Mucoraceae. The transcript has a single exon.